AUGGAGAAGUGCAAGAAGGAGCAGGAGAAGAAGUACGGCGGUGGCAGUGGUGGUGGUGGUGGUGGUGAAGAAGGUGGCGAAGAGCAGAAGAAGUCGAGUGGGAAAGGCAAGCAGAAGAAGCAGGAGGAGCAGGAUCAGGAG
Messenger RNA from Hydatigera taeniaeformis, 141 nucleotides. The record is from the annotation of a GenBank genome assembly. Lineage: Eukaryota; Metazoa; Platyhelminthes; Cestoda; Cyclophyllidea; Taeniidae.